Molecule: messenger RNA, 4935 nt
Organism: Trichobilharzia szidati
Lineage: Eukaryota; Metazoa; Platyhelminthes; Trematoda; Strigeidida; Schistosomatidae
Source: the annotation of a GenBank genome assembly
UUCGUCCUUGUUUGGCGCGGUUCUCGACCUUCUUGCGUAAUGACUCCAUCUAUCGACUCUAAUGUUCAAAGUCUUCCAUCGUUUGACCAACCUAUAGACCGAACCAAUAGUCCAGGGGUUUCUAGUCUAUGGCAGGAGGUUGUCUCUCGUCUUGAGGCUUCAGUUGAAAAAGAUAUUUGUUCAGAUGACCCCUUACUGGUGCUAAAAUCUAUUCGGAUUCUUCGUCAGUUUGUUGUGGCUAGUGUAAUGAAUAAAUUGGUUGUUGGCAAUAGCUCCAUUCUUCGUCCACGCCUGCUUGAUUCACUUGGUCGUUUGAAACAAUGGUCUAUGACACACAUUAAUAUAUGCAUUGAUUUAUUUGGCCUAGUCAACAGUCUAGUUCGAGAUUGUUCUUCAUUAUCAGAAGAUAUUCUUAAUCAUACGGAAUUGCUGAAUGAUUUCAUGAAUUUAAUCUUGAAUGAGAAAACAGAUCCUAUGGUACGCGAAGCAGAUCUGUUAUUUCUGCGUAGUCUUUUUCGAGCUGAAGAUUUGGGCGCAGUGUUAGUACAAACUCCUCGAGAAAAAAUUGCCAUUCGAUGGUUUACAGUGAAAACGUUAGAAGUACUAAUCAAAUCACUAUUAAUUAAUCCUCCUGAUAUAGUCACUGAUGUCAACAACAACACCACCAACAGCAACAGUAGCUCGGUUUUGACAUCUCACAGUUCAGAGAUAACUAAUGCACUUGUAUUAACAGCAAAUGCAAGAUGUUCACUGAUUCAAAUUUUAUCUUUAUUGUCUACAAGUCCUGAAUUAGCUGAACGCUUGCAUUGUUGUAAUGCUAUGAAAUUAUGUCAUCAAACAAUUAUGUUCAUUUCGUGUAGACAUCGUCUCUGUACAAACAGUGAUCAGUUAAGAUCUUGUUCUAUGGAUCGUGGAAAGGCAUUAUGCAAUCGGAUCGGCUGUAAUCGUACAACUAAUCCGAGUAAUCAGUUGGCUGCUAAAUUUUCACUGAAGUUGAUGUUACAUCUGUUCUUUCACCUUCCAACUGCACUGGAUUCUUUUAAAAAGAUUUAUAAUGAAGAAGAACCGAUAAAACUGGUUGCUUGUUAUAGUCAUUUAACUGGAACUAUGCCCCCAGUUCUACCUAAUGUUUGUUAUUCAACACCACGUAAUCAACGUACUAAACGAAUUUUGAGUAACAACACUAGCACUGUGCCAACUGUAUCUACUAAUACUGCUAACACUGUAAUGAUGAAUAAUAAUAAUAAUUCUUCCGCUGGAUUGUCAAGUGAAUUUCAUCUUAGUGAUACUGCUCAACAAUUUCAUGAAAACUCUUUGGAUUCACUUUCAUCUCCUGACCGACAAUUAGGAUCUACAUGUCCUGUUGACAGUCGUGUUACUGUUUCAACGUGUUCUUGUGCACCGUUAGAUCAUGGAACAUUUGCAUUAACUGGUUUACUUAGGGGUUUAAUUUACUGGCGACUAGCUAAUCAACAUGCUAAUGCACAAACUGUUGAAGCUGUAGAUCAGUUUGGAACACAUGUAAUCACUUCUACAGGAUUAGGAAUUACUGGAGAUGAUAUCGCUUUACUGAUCAUUCAACCGCUUACUGAAAGUUGUCUUCAUUUAGAAGCAACACGUAUUAUGACAUGGGCUUGUCAUGUUCUAGUUCUUGUGUUGGAUAAGAGUCCAGAAUUGCAUAUGUGGACUGUAUAUACAAAUUCGUUUGUACGGGAAGUUGACUAUCGUGUUACAUCUUUGCUGAAAGCUGUUCAAGAAGCAUCAGAUUCCAUCCCCUUCACUUCUCAAAAGACAACUAGUGAACAGCAAACUUUUCCGCAAAGUCAUAUUCAAUUUCUGGAGCAUUUAAUUCCGUUGGUUAAACUGUUCUCUUGUCUGGCGUCUGGUCAUGAAUCCACCCGAGUACUUAUCGGUGAAUUGACAAUGUGCACCAAGUUGAUUGAUUUUGCAAUACGUUUAAAGUCACUAGGUGCUGAACAUGAGAAUCUUGUUCUGAAAUUUCAGUAUUCUGUGGUUGUCUUAUUGCAUGUUUUAUCUCGAUCGUUCAGCUUACAUCAUACAUUUUUCCGAAAUCAAACUAUUGGACAGUAUAUAUUGAAACUAAUCAAUGACAACUUGCCUAAUAUUACUGAAGGAUCUUAUUUAAGCGCAAAAUUGGUUGAAGCUGCUUCAUCAACCUUAGUAAAUCAAGUACUUCCAAUGUGUCCUUUAAAAGAACCUUUAGUUACUGAAUUCACCAACGUAUUUAUUCGUUUACUGACAAUUGGAAAUAUACCACCAGCUCAACAUCGUGAUGAUACCACCUUACCAUCGUCAUCAUCAUCAACAUCUUCAUUGCCUAGAGUUGUAUCGAUCAAUGAAUCAGCCAGCACCUCUGUUACAGGUUUUAAUACAAGUACCACUAGCAAAAAUAACAAGAAUAACGCUAGUUAUGCCAAUUCAACGCAUCCUUCAAUAACAAAAUCUAAGUCAGCUUCAAUCUCCCUAGCGGAUUCCACAAAUUCAAUGCAAGACAUUAUAUCCAUGUUACAUUUGAAUGGAGUUUGGGGUUUGAGUAAUCUGCUGCAUACAGCUAAUUCAACUGUUUGUAUGAAUCUUUUCUGUCAAUUAGUUGACAAAGGUAUAUGGUUAGAAUUGUUACAGUUGGCUUCAUCAAUACCGAAUUUAGAAUUCAAUUAUUCUUGUUAUACAAAAGAUGAAUGGGAAGCAAAUACUAAGAUGAAUAAUACUUUUGAAAUGAAUUCGUUGAAUAAAGUCCAAGUACCAGGAAUUACGGUUUCACGUGAAGACAAUGAAAUGAAAUGCAAUCAAAUAAGCAAGAUUAAUGAAGAAGGAGAGAAUAAUUAUAACGACAACGACAACGAUGAUGGUGAUGACAAUCAUUCGUCGAGGCAAAAGUAUCGUACAAAUUUAAAUUUAUUCAAUCGCUCGAAAAUUUAUCAUCGUACUACAACGACACAUCAGUAUAAUCAACAUCAACUGCCUUUGUCUAAUCCUCAUUCAAAAUUUAAACUUUCUAAAAAUGGUGCACAAAUUCAUAUAUUAAUUGUUUAUCAAACGCUUAGCUUCUUACGUAAUCUCUUUCGGGAUGAACAUGUUAUUGAUACUGUGGUUAACGAGCAUUGGUGGAAUAUCAUUCAGUUUAUAGUUGCUGUCUUGGAGUCGAAUUAUCCUCAACCUGUUAAAGAGCAAGCUGUACUUGUGGUGGCUCAUAUUGCUACUGGUCGAACUGCACGCUGUGAAGUUCAUCGUAAUGGAGAUUUAGUUGAAAAGCUUACAUUGUUCAUGCGUUCUCAAAACAGUUAUACAAAAGCUGCUGCAUUGACUGCAACUUAUAACCUUUUAGGCCUACAAACUGAAUGUCUAGAUUCUUGUGGAUUGUUAAGUGCAUUAAAAGUGAAACGUAAACCAUUCAUUUUAUCCCAUAGUAGACGUUUAAGAGUACAACAUCAUCGUCAUGAAUCUCAUCAUGGAAAAAAACAAGAUGUAGUCACUCAGUCAACAUCUUUAGGCUCUUCCAGUAUUAGUCGUCGUGAAGCAUCUACAUGUAUGGCUCAAAGUGCUUUAGAAGAAGCUGAAGAAGAAAAUGAAGAACAAGAUACAGUUAUAGAGCAUAGUGAUCUUACAGGUGAAAUUAUAUCUCAACAGACGUCUACAACUCCUCAAACUACUGAUGCGGGUAUAUCUUUCUCUAUCGAUGAUGAUGAUAAUAAUAAUAAUAAUAACAAUAAUAAUAAUACCGAUCAAACAAGAUUACGUACACUUCGAAGAAGAAGAUAUUAUCGAUCAUGGCAACAACCGACUUCCACGUCUGCUUCGGAUAACCGUGAGCUGUUAGAAAUAACUGAACAAGAAAGACAGUCAACUGAAGCAUCCACUGGAAUUACUCGAUCGCCUUCUCCACAUUCAAGAUCACCAUCAUCGUCAUCAUCAAGCACAUCAUCGACAUCUUCAUGUGCAGAAGGUGAAACUAGUGCAACAACUGAACUGACAAAUUUACAUCAUUCCGUUGCAGUUGAUAUGUGUGGAAUAUCAUCGCCUAGUUGUACUGACGAAGAUAUAGAAGAUAUGAAUCAACAUCCUGGCACUUUGAGUUCAUUAUCUCCUACUUUGACAAUAAGUGAUCGAGCUCCUUUAGCUGAUGAAGAGCGUGAUGAAGAUCGUGUUACUACAACAGAAAUGCAAACUUCAGGUAUAAUAGACUCUGAUCUGCUUAGUCCAAUGUCUUCACCUAGUCAAAAAUGUGAAUUAGGUUCAAAUCCAGAGGAUAUUUCAAGUACAGAAUGCUUUGAACUUAAUAGUCCAGAACAAACAGAUAAUAUACAAAGUACUUCUAACUAUAACAAUAAUCAUGAUAAUAUUCCAUCUACUUCUACACCAUCUCAAUCGACAUCAUCAUCAUCUUCACAUUCUCGACGAGAUUGGGAAGCAGGAUUUUGUCAAAUUCUAUUGCCUUUCUUACAAGAAUUAGAUUCUGAUCAAGUGCUGAGAAGUACAUGGGAUUGGUUAAUGCUAUGCGCUAAUAAAGAUGGUAAACCAGUGUUUCUUAACUCUUUAUUUCAUGCUUGGCAACGUUUAUAUACAAAUAUUCCAAAUUUAACAUCAAUACAAACAUCAAAAGUAGAUGUUAGUGGUGGUAGCACUAGUAAUAAUAUUACUGUCAAUGAAUUUCUCAGUAAAAUUAAAGAAUCUAUAGAGACAGGUGCAUCACCUAAUUCUCUACUGACUAAUUUACCAAGAUAUUGGGAGAAUCGACACCGUCAUCGAUGUCGACGUCAACAUCGACAUCAUUGUCAUCGUCGUCAUCGUGUACGUAGACAAAAUCCGAGUCAGUCUACAGAUCAACCUGAAUCAAUUAGUACAACUGAUACAGCUAUCACGAAUACACCAUUACCUCCAUCAACAUCAAAUGAAAAUCUCGAACAGAUUGAUUAA